Nicotiana attenuata is the source of this 597-nucleotide messenger RNA. RefSeq lists its product as uncharacterized. NCBI's taxonomy places the organism in Eukaryota, Viridiplantae, Streptophyta, Magnoliopsida, Solanales, Solanaceae. The transcript has a single exon. Gene Ontology annotation, molecular function: RNA-DNA hybrid ribonuclease activity; nucleic acid binding. The coding region runs from base 1 to 597 and encodes 198 amino acids. The record is from RefSeq and is a predicted model, not a curated record.
AUGGAAAAAAAUUUGGCCUACGCAAGUGAAUACUCUUUAUUAGCAAACAAGCAAAUUUUCCAUAACAAGGUUAUACGAUUGAAUGUCAAAUGGGAACGACCAAGAAAAGGAUGGAUCAAGGCCAACAUAGAUGGAGCAUUCAAAAUUGACAGUCUGGAAGGAGGCAUUAUUGGAGUAUUUCGUGACUUAAAGGGAAGGUGGAUGAUGGGUUUUUUAAUGAAAAUACAAGCAGCCUCAGCGUUACACACGGAACUACAAGCCCUUCUGCAUACAUUACGACUAAUCAUCAAGGAACAUAUGUUCCCUAUAGAAGUGGAUACAGAUGCCACGAAGAUUAUUAACAUUAUCAAUAAAGACUACCAUGCUAACGAUAUUAUAUUUCAAAAAUGCAGGUUAUUUGUGGAGGAGGCUUCCAGGCAGGGGACAAUAUUAUUCAAGCAUAGUUUCAGGGAAGGAAAUAUGGUGGCUCAUGUUUUGGCGAAAGCAACGUUAAGGAACACUAGUUACAAUAAUUUAUGCACUUCUGUUCAACUACCUGACCCUGUUAUAGAUGUAUAUGGCAAGGAUCAGGAUGGCUAUGUUUAUGCUAGGAACUGA